This is a messenger RNA of Aphanomyces invadans, 1512 nucleotides long. RefSeq lists its product as hypothetical. Gene Ontology annotation, biological process: protein palmitoylation. Lineage: Eukaryota; Oomycota; Saprolegniomycetes; Saprolegniales; Verrucalvaceae. Gene Ontology annotation, cellular component: Golgi membrane. The record is from RefSeq and is a predicted model, not a curated record. Bases 325 to 1158 code for a protein of 277 amino acids. Gene Ontology annotation, molecular function: protein binding; palmitoyltransferase activity. The transcript is spliced from 7 exons.
CGGCGCCCGGCAGAAAGGCGGCAUGGCGUCCGACAACGAACUCCGCGAUCUGGCCAAGUGGAAGCGACGCGUUGAAGAAAACAAGUACAUUAGAGAGAACUUGCUCGGCCAGGCCAACAUGCUGUCGUACACGAUGCAGCGCUUGAGUGCGAGACAUCGCGGCCUCGGCAUGGUCGACCUGUACACGAUUUGGAGAUUGCUAGGCCAAGGGUAUUCAAUCGACGAGCGCGAUGAUAAUGGUGUUCCACCUUUGGUGCAUUGCGCAGUUGUAGGCAUCGCCGUGCACCGACGAAAGUAACGUGAUACAUGUACUAGCGAGGGUGGAUGGGAGUCAUUCUUUUGUUCAGCCAGCACACGUACAACGUUGACGUUACGUCCACGUUCCAAGAAACGGCAGUCAGCGCGGCAUGUCGCCGUGGCCACUUGAGUAUUGUGCGCUACUUAAUUCACAGAGGGGCCGACUUGAGCGUGUGUGAUAAAAGUGGCUUUUCGUGCCUUCGUUGGGCGGCAAAACAUCGCAACAAACCGCUCGUUCGGCUGCUCUUGCAACGUGGAGUGUCUGUGCGAAAGGAUUGUAGUUCUAGCUACCAUUCGGCGUUGGACUGGGCUCGAGAAAACCACGAUGAAGACAUUGAAGGCAUGCUGAUGGCCGUUCUAAUUGAGGAGAAACGAAACCAGAGGACCAAGUUGCAGCAAGCUGCUGCGGGAAAUGAGACUGGAAUUCCUGCGCGCGCAGCGACAGCAGUCGUUGUGAAGACAUCCCAAGACAUCAAGGAAGAACAGCGCCAAGAACGCGUCGAUCAGGCCGCUCGAGAUCGCGACACUGCAUUCAGGGAGCGUGUGGACGUGUUGUACAACAAGCAAACUGUGCAGGAUAUCAAGCGUUUUCGCCCCAUGGAGGAGUCCGAGUCCCCAGUUCCAAUGGCUGAAACCGAGUGGCGCAAGAAGAAAGCCAUGACGUGGGAGCGUGUGGCAGUCCCCCCCAAACCGCAAGAGCCAGCCAGUCCGCAUGUGGACAUGAACAGGAUUCGACAGCUUAUCGCGAUCGACGGUGUCGAGGAUGGCGGCAUGCUCGACAUAGACGCAAUGGCAAUGUUUGCUCAAAAAGCCAAGCCGAAGCCAGCGUCACUGCAGUUUUAUUGCCCCGAUUUUGAAUGAAUCCGACGUCCGCCCGACCUCAGUUUGACGAAGUCAGGCGGGCGGUGGCAAUUCAAACUCUUUAUCAAAACACGGCGGUGGCAGACGCCAAGUGGAUGCAUUGGGUUGGCAAAGAUGUGAGACCACCCAUUGGUUCAAGUCCUCAGACGAUGCUGCGAACGAAUGGCGUGGCAUGUCCUCGCCAGCCACGACCUCUUGUGCUUGGUCGGGCGGUAUCCUGCUAGUUGACCUAGGCAACUAGUUGCGGAUGCACAUCACUGAGAGCUCGAUCCAACGCAUCAUAGCCCUCUCGUUGUCAUGAAAAAUAUACAUGUGCGCUUGGAUUUCGACUCCAAGGCCAGCGCUUCACAUUGC